UGCCGGAAAGAGCGCGCCAUACUACAUGGGAUCGACUGCUAGUCUACCAAGAGGAGCCACCCUCCUGAGAACCUACUCUCCGGCGGUGGCUGCCAUCCCCGCGGAACGCAUCAAAACUCUUCCUACGGGUGCGCCCCCCAAACCGCAGCGAGCGUACAGCACUGGGGCGCCGCGGUCGAGUGAUGGCCCACCUAGACCUCCAGAUCGAUUCGUCCCAUUCCAAAGGCCCGCCAACCCCUUAUAUAACAUACCAGAUGGAUACAUGUCUUCGCCAGAGAGGGGUUCAAGAUACGAAGAUCCAUAUUACAGUCAGUACGCUACCAGAUCUGGGUCCAUCACCCCAGUUAUAGAUGAAGAGAUUAGAAUCGUUUUCAGCGAUACGGAGUUACUGGAUGAUUCGUAUUCUUUGUAUGGAGUGAAAUUGCCACCAGGAAGCGGUCCCAGAGUGGCCCCCAGGUCUCCUUUUCCCCAGGCUUCGGUUCCUUAUGACGCCACAAGAUUGCGAGUAGAAAAUAUGGAAAGGCAGCUGGCAAACUUAACUGGUUUGGUGCAGAAGGCCCUUACCCAACCAGCUGCGACCCAUCUUCAGGUACCAGGAAGAGAGAGCUAUCGAGAUGAUUCGUACCUCCGAUCUGACAGCAAAGCACCCAAAUUGGGUAAAAGUGGCUGUCAUAAGUCCGUAUCUUUUGAGAAAUCGGUAUCGUUCAGUGACGAGCCCCCAGACAUGAACUCGCCCAAGCAACACAGCCCCCAGCACGCAGCGGACACUAAACCAGCAAAGCCUGCAAUAAAAUCUUCCACUCUCCCUAGAACUUCUUCCCAGGAAAGAGACCGUCUGAAGCCAGCUCCCCCACCAAAACCAGCGUCUCUGUCUCCUGGCCAGUACGACAGUCGGAUAUACAGGGAUCUGCAACUCACCCCCGAGAUGUACAACCAACUGAGAGGCUUGCAGAAAAAGGCCAAGGACCUCAGGGCGGAAGUGAGGAACUUAAGAAGGAUGUCACAGGCACAGGCGCAUUCUGUAAAGGAAACUAUAAGGGACACCUUCAUCAAGAUCAGAGCGAUGCUGUUGGCCGGCGGGGAGCAGGUUUGGCAAGCAGGCAUGGAUCAAGAACGUGUGCGACUGACUCGUGAGGAAGAUUUAUACAAACAAGAAAUGCUAAGGCUAGAAAAGGACCUAAGCGAUCUAGAGGCGACGGUAGAGGAACUUCGGGGCAACGUCAUUAAUAGAAAAACAAGGGUGAACAUGUCUGAUGUCGAGAACAUGGCGCUGGUGCUGAGUAAAAGCUCUAAAACGGUUGCUGACUUAAAACUAAGAUUUCCCGGCCUACAAGAUGGGAUGAAAGCCUUCUUGAGUACAGAAAUGGAAAAGGUGAUGCGAGAAGAGAAAUUCCUCAAAGAGGAACCCGAGCGUCUCGAAAGCGCCCUCAGGCGUUGCAAAAAACUGACAGGAACCCUUGUCACUCUUAAGAGACUUGCUAGUGUUCAGGAGCAAAGGCUUCCAUGCUCGAAUUCAAAUGACGGACGCCUGUCGCCCACCUCUACCGAGACGCCACCAGUGACGCCAUCGUCAACGCACAGCAAGCCCCCUACCGCUCCACGUGUGGGGUCGCUCCUCGUCGGGGGAGACAGCAGCCCCUCCGACAGUGGCCAGCGUCCGGAGAACGCACUCGACGCUCUGCUAGACGAGUUGCAAACAUUUUCCAAACCCCACUCCAACGCUCAACCCCAAGACACCUCCGACCCACCCGCAAUCCCCGUCAAGGGCAACCGCCCUCCCCAAAUGUCGGAGAUCGGAAGAAAGGGCAGUAUGGACUCGGCCUCGUUUCUUCCCUCGCAAAACCUCUCCGUCAGCACUGCCACGGGCAGUCUGAGGCGUUUGCAUUCGUAUCCCAGUGGGUCAGACACCGACAAUAGCCCCCCUAUCCAACCCCUGCAAAGAGAUAAUAAAACAACCGCCAAACCUCCUAUUCCAGAGAGAAACACUGAGCUUCUUCAGCAUGUAGUGACUGGAAAGAGAGUACCCCCUCCACCGCCGCCGAGGACGAGCUCUAAGUCCCCGUUGGCGUCACCGACUUCCCCAAGUUUGCCACCAAGGUCGCCUGCCACGGCCCUCCAACAUAUCCAGAAUGUCCAGAACAUGGUCGACAAGCCGAUGUCCCAGUUCGAGCAGGCCACGCAGAACCUCGGCUUACAGACUUUGCGGAGGAACGUUCCUAAUAGAUCUAGUAUUAAAGAUAAGUCUCAGACGCUGCCUAGGAAUAUAGGGUCGAACCUGCAGAUACCAGUAGAGUCCGAAGCUAUAUCGGCAAGCAACAGCAGCAGUUGCGAAAGCGUCAACUCGCAGGACGGAUCCAAGAAGACGCGGAAAGAGGAACUAGAACAAAGACACCAAGAACUUUUAAAGAAGCAAAAAGCCCUUCAAGAACAGUACGCCCGCUUGCAGCAACUCCAAAGAGGCAACAACACUUUAACCGUUAUCCCCCCAGCCCCCGACCAACUGCUAAAGAAGACAGGAAGCGAAUCCAACCUACUACAAAAGAUGGGCUUACAAUUGUCUACCUCACAGAUCACCGGCUCCCUAACAAACCUACCAAAUACUUCUGCAAACGCCGUCAGCAAGAGUACACCCACCAGCACCAACUCCAACCCCACCAACUCAUCGAACCCAGCAACACACAAUAACAUUGACGACCAAAGCAAAAUCUCCAACAACUCGAAUACGACUAAUACUCAAACUAACAAAGUCUACGAAACCGACAUACUGUGACCAACUAAGACAUGACUGCAAUCUGUAUGUUAAAAUAUGCACACAUGAUAUUCAUAUCACAAUUGGAUUGUUAUUUUUUUCUUGUUGAAUGUUAGGUGUUGAUAAGAUUAGGCUACUUCUUUGUUUAUCGAUUUUUGUUUCGGUUGCCCUUGUUACCAAAUCAGCACAUCUCAUACUUGUACUGUUAUCUAUACAAUUAGAAAAAGUUUAACAAUUUUCUUCAAAUGCAAUUUCAAUAGAACUUUAAACAUUUCUAAAGAGUAUAACAGUGACCAUGCAAUAAACUUGCAAGUUUCCUCGUCAAAACAAACAAAAAAAGUGAUCCUAAAAUUAAAGGAUCCCUGAUCUUUCAGAGAAUGGACGUGAGGCACAGUUUUUGAUCAAUUAUCUUGAAUAAUUGAUUAGAUAAAUACGAUAACAAUUUUUUUGCAUAUGUCGACAAUCUACUUCCUUAAAUCAUGGCAGCUUCCCUAAAAUAAUCAUAAAUUCCGCUACACUCAUAGAUCCACAGAACACUAAAGAAUGUAGUGUUCAAUAUGGUUGACUUGCUCAAGGUCACAAUUUUUUAUCUUGUCUUUUCUGAUUCAUAUUACGUGCAUGAGGGGUUAUAAGUCUAUUCUGUAAUUUUCUUACAGUGCUAUAAAUUCAUAUAAUAAUAUCAGAAGAUAAAGCGUAACUUUUACAAAAAUAUUUGUUUGAUUUUUUGUAGAGAUGGGCACUUCAGAAAAGUGUUACGGACAUGUCCGUUAGACAUGUUGAUGAAAUGUUCAGACAUGUCGGGAAAAAUACUUUUAACCUUGAAUCUAAUAAGGCACCUAUGAGUGACGUCAUGUUUUCACAGGUAACUGCUUGAGGGUACACAAUUACACAAAGUAAAAAUAAAUAUUACUGUUAUUCUAAAGAAUGUGUCGAUAUAUUUUAUUUAUUACCUACCUUUAGACUUUUUUAUAAACUGGUUUCCAAUUUUCCCCUGGCAGCUAAUACACUUAUUUAAAUGUUUUUCCAUCCAACCGGAAUUCCUAUAAAUGUUUUUAAGCAGAACUUACAUUUAUAAUGAUUUUACUCAAUUCAGAAAAAUAUAACCAAACUGUUGAUUUUGGCGUCACACUUCAUUUAUAAACUAUUGUGUGUAAACUAUGUGUAUUAAAUAUUAAAUUAAGAAACAACUAAUUACUAUUUACUAA
Messenger RNA from Anoplophora glabripennis (Asian longhorned beetle), 3954 nucleotides. RefSeq names its product coiled-coil domain-containing protein AGAP005037. The record is from RefSeq and is a predicted model, not a curated record. The coding region runs from base 26 to 2770 and encodes 914 amino acids. NCBI's taxonomy places the organism in Eukaryota, Metazoa, Arthropoda, Insecta, Coleoptera, Cerambycidae. The transcript is spliced from 13 exons. Gene Ontology annotation, cellular component: cytoplasm.